Clonostachys rhizophaga is the source of this 1461-nucleotide messenger RNA. Lineage: Eukaryota; Fungi; Ascomycota; Sordariomycetes; Hypocreales; Bionectriaceae. The record is from the annotation of a GenBank genome assembly.
AUGGACAAACGCUCCAAUGUCAAGAAGCUGGCAGACCAGUCAGAAGUCAUUCGCCUGUUAGAGGCUGACAAAGUGCCAUGGUACAAGAAGCCUAAUCUUCGAUUACUCUACCUGUGUCUCAUUCCUGCUGCCCUUGGUGUUGAGAUGACAACGGGUUAUGAUGGAUCAGUUCUCAAUGGCCUCCAAGCCGUCGACUCGUGGCAGACCUACUUUGGACACCCAAAAGGCGCCUUUCUUGGUGUGAUGAAUGCAUCUUAUAAUUUGGGAGGCUUACUGUCACUGCCAUUUGUUCCAUACGCCAAUGACAGGUUCGGUCGAAAACAUAGCAUCACAUUUGGUUCCAUCGUCCUGCUCAUUGGGGUCAUUUUGCAAUCUUGUUCUCAGAACGCCGGCAUGUUCCUUACAUCUCGCCUCGUCCUCGGUACAGGAAUCCCAUUUGCCGUCUCUGGUGCCUCCCAGCUCCUGGCGGAACUGUCAUACCCAAAAGAACGAGCUGUCCUCAUCGGCUUAUUCAACACCUCCUGGUUCAUUGGCUCUAUCCUAGCUGCCGGCGUUACCCUCGGCACGUACAACAUAAAGAACGACUGGGCUUGGCGCAUCCCUUCGAUCCUCCAGGGUGCACCGUCGAUCCUGCAGCUCAUUUUUAUCUGGUUCAUCCCCGAGUCGCCCAGAUGGCUCCUGUCGAAGGACCGUUCCGAGGAAGCCUUUGAGGUCCUGGUCAAGUACCACGGCGAGGGAGACCGCGAAUCGACCUUUGUCAUUGCUGAAUUCGCCGAAAUAUCUGCACAGCUGAAGAUGGAAAUAGAAAAUUCAAAGGCACGUUGGAUCGAACUGCUUCAAUCCCCGGGAAACAGAAAGCGGUCUCUGAUUGCCGUUUGUGUCGGCAUUUUUACGCAGUGGUCCGGCAAUGGGCUUGUCUCAUACUACCUUGCGAAAGUCCUUGCAACGGUCGGCGUUACAGACAGGAAGACCCAAAACGUCAUCAAUCUCUCACUCUCAAUCUGGCAGUGGAUCUCGGCAAGCGUGUGUGCUUUUAUCACCACCUACCUCUAUCGCCGCACCCAGUUCUUAAGUAGUUUCGUCGGAAUGCUGGUCAUGUUUUCCAUAUGGACAGGUGUCAGUGCAAGCUACGCCCAACAUACCUCAACCGCCGCGGGCACGGCUGUCGUAGCAAUGAUUUUCCUCUAUAAUACAAUGUACAGCAUCAUGCAGCCAUUGACGUACGUUUAUGUCACCGAGGUCUUCUCCUACGUACACCGAGCCAAGGGAGUGGCGGUCCUGCAAUUCUUCACGCGCGGCAGCACGGCAUUCAACUCAUUCGUCAAUCCGAUCGGCAUCGAUUCGCUGCAAUGGAGGUUUUAUCUAGUCUACGUGGUCUGGCUCGCUGUCGAAGGUUUAAUCGUAUAUUUCUUGUACCCUGAAACCAAGGGGCCGACCCUUGAAGAAAUUGCAUGCAGUUAG